CUUUCUCUUCUCCUGGAUUUCUAAAGUCUGCUUUUGUGAACCAGCCCUCUGGUAUGAGGAAGGGUUUAGAUGUUAGUGUUGCCUCAGUAUGAAUGCUGCUGCUUGGUAUGCUGGUUUGUUUUCUCCCUCCCUCACAGAGGAGUUAAUGAGCGUUCUGCUGCUCCCGGGGUUUUGGCACCCAGACACACCUGUCGCUCCUCUACAGUCACACGCCUGUCCUGCACAAGCCCUAAUGGAGGAAGAGCCAAACACCAGUUUAUUAAACAAACACUGGACCUCUCAGUCACCUUGUGGUUCACGGAUCAGGAAACACCAGUAAAACCCAGCAGCCAGCUGCACCCCAGGACACGGAACCUUUGUUAAGUCUGCUUUUGGGUUCAUGCCAGAUUCCUGAUACUACUUCACCUCUCACAUACUCUGUGCUCGGUCAUCCAGAAAGUCACACAGCUGCAGGUGAAAUGGAAAACGACGCUCAGAGUCAUGAUUACCUGGCAGAGGGGCAGAGCCACAAGAAAGACAGGAUUAUCCUGCCAAUAGGAGAAGAUGGAAAGACUAACUGGCCAAUAGGAUUGCAGGGGGCGGCGUCAGACAUGAUUUACACCAUCGAAGAUGUUCCACCCUGGUACCUGUGUAUUCUACUGGGACUACAGCAUUACUUGACAUGUUUCAGCGGUACUAUAGCGGUACCGUUUCUUCUGGCUGAGGCCAUGUGUGUUGGUCGAGACCAGAACACCAUUAGUCAGCUGAUCGGAACCAUUUUCACCACCGUCGGACUCACAACUCUGAUCCAGACCACCGUUGGAGUCAGACUUCCACUGUUUCAGGCCAGUGCGUUUGCUUUCCUGAUUCCUGCACAAGCCAUCCUCGGUCUGGACCGCUGGAGGUGUCCCAGUGAGGAGGAGAUUUAUGGGAACUGGAGUCUUCCACUCAACACCUCACACAUCUGGCAGCCACGCAUCAGAGAGAUCCAGGGGAGCAUCAUCGUGUCCAGUGUUGUGGAGCUUGUGAUUGGUCUGUGUGGGUUCCCAGGUUUGCUGCUGGAUUACAUCGGCCCGCUCACCAUCACUCCAACUGUCUCACUGAUUGGCCUGUCUGUUUUCACCACAGCUGGGGACAGAGCUGGUUCUCACUGGGGCCUGUCAGCACUAUGUAUUUUCCUCAUUGUGCUUUUUGCUCAGUACCUGAGAUCCACAUCACUUCCUGUUCCUGUUUACAGCAGGAAGAAAGGCCUGACCUCCACCAGAGUCCAGAUCUUCAAAAUGUUUCCUAUCAUCCUCGCCAUCAUGUUGGUCUGGCUCGUUUGCUACAUUCUCACUCUGACCGACCUGUUGCCGAAGGACCCCGAUCACUAUGGACACAAGGCCCGGACCGAUGCCCGCGGUGACAUCAUGGCUUCUGCACCCUGGUUCAGAGUACCCUACCCCUGCCAGUGGGGGUUGCCGGUGGUAACUGUUGCGGGUGUGCUAGGGAUGCUGAGUGCCACAAUGGCAGGCACCGUGGAGUCAAUAGGAGAUUACUACGCCUGUGCUCGUUUGUCUGGAGCCACACCCCCUCCAGUCCAUGCCAUCAACAGGGGAAUAUUCACAGAGGGCGUCUGCUGCAUCAUUGCCGGCCUUUUAGGGACAGGAAACGGCUCCACCUCGUCCAGUCCAAAUAUAGGCGUUCUGGGCAUCACCAAGGUGGGCAGUAGGCGGGUGGUGCAGUACGGAGCGGGUAUCAUGUUCCUUUUGGGAUCAAUUGGGAAGUUCACAGCUCUGUUCGCCUCGCUGCCGGAUCCGAUCCUUGGAGGAAUGUUCUGCACACUGUUUGGUAUGAUCACAGCUGUUGGCCUGUCUAACCUGCAGUUGGUGGAUUUGAACUCAUCCAGAAAUCUUUUUGUUCUCGGGUUCUCGAUGUUCUUCGGGCUGACUCUACCGACGUAUCUCGACACACAUCCGAAGUCCAUCCACACAGGUCUUGCAGAACUGGAUCAGAUCCUGACGGUUCUUCUGUCCACUGAGAUGUUUGUAGGAGGUUUCCUGGCCUUUUGUCUCGACAACACGAUACCAGGGUCCAGACAGGAGCGAGGUUUAGUGGAGUGGAGGUCCUCCUCCUCCUCCUCUUCCUCCUAUGAUCUUCCUCUGGGGAUGGGGGUGGUCAGGCGGACUCGUUGGCUCAGACGGUUUCCCAUCAGCCCCACCUUCACAGGUUUCUGGCCGUCUGACGACCUGCCGCCGCCCAACGAGGAGGGACGAGGACGAGGAGGAGAGGAGGAGGAGGAAGAAGCUGCUGACACCAGUACCAAGAUGUGACAUCACCAGUCAGUGUCCACUGAGCAGGGAUCAAACCUGUGACGUCUCUCAGAAAUCCAAUGAAAUGAAAUCAGAGACGUGAAAAUGUUUUCCAGGUGAUGCUGCUUUCACGUCUCCUCGUUCAGACUUUACUCACCAAACAGAAUCCAAUUUUCGACGUGAUGAUGUCAGAGACUCAGUUUGGACCAAUCACAACCAGAUAUUAAGAACAGUGUGCAGCCUCUCUUACCAUGGAAACCAUGAAGAGGACCUCAAGAAACUGAACAGGAGACGCUUUCUUACUUUCAUUUAUUUUGUUUAUGACAUCCAAAAAUAAUCAGUAAUAGUAGUGUAAGAAAAGACACUGUAAAAAAAUCUUCUGUCAGAAA
Messenger RNA from Micropterus dolomieu (smallmouth bass), 2659 nucleotides. It is a transcript of the gene slc23a1, whose product is annotated as solute carrier family 23 member 1. Gene Ontology annotation, cellular component: membrane. The coding region runs from base 459 to 2291 and encodes 610 amino acids. The record is from RefSeq and is a predicted model, not a curated record. Gene Ontology annotation, biological process: transmembrane transport. Lineage: Eukaryota; Metazoa; Chordata; Actinopteri; Centrarchiformes; Centrarchidae. Gene Ontology annotation, molecular function: transmembrane transporter activity. The transcript is spliced from 16 exons.